AUGUCCAGCUUAGCUUCUCAGCUUAAACAAAUCAAUGAGAAGACUUCUUCUAUAGCCUUAAAUAGGCAACAGAGGUCAAAAAUCCAUUCACGUUCUUUGAUAUUUGACCCCAAAACUGCAUCAACUCAGGAUUAUGAUUAUAUUUAUGAAAUAGCUCUUGAAGGGUUGGAUGAAUUGUCUUCGUUAGAUUCAAGGUUCAACAAAUUUAAAUUAUCAUUAUUCAAUCCAGACUCAAUAAAUUUGGACCGAAACGUACAAACUGAAGAUACAAUCAAGCAAUUAAAUUUAAAUAUAAAUGCAUUUUUCACAUUACUCGGACCAUACUAUUCCUUCAAUUGUGCAUUAACAGCAAGUGAAUGGUUGAUUAGAAGAUUUCAAGCAAACAUUCACAACGCUGAAUACCUAAUUUUAAGUUCAUUACCAUAUUAUCAUGAUGCCGUGUUGGUAAAAAUUUUGAAUGUUAUUCCCAAACAAAAUAUACCUCCCAUUUUUCAAUGGUUGUCAAAUUUCAAAGAUCAGUUAAAAAAUCCAACAUCGCAAUCAAUAUUUAAAGUUUUCUUUGGUGACGAAGCAUUAUUCAAAUUUUAUUCAUCAUUUUUCAAUGAUCAAAUUGAAAAUCAUACCAUUUAUAAAGAGCAGUUGGUAUUUUAUUUAUCUAUUACUAUACAAAUCAUGGCAGCACUGAAAAGAAUUAAUGAUUUGAUACCCGAAAUUUUGAAAACUGUGCAGCUACUUUUAUCCCAAACAGAGGGUGUUUACUAUUCCAUUACAGAGUUGAAAUUAACAGCAUUUUCGAUUCUUUCAGUUCUUUCGUCGGUUGCACCUUUAAAAGCUGACAUUAUAGACUCAUUAAUUCAAUUAGUUAUGCAAGACUUAACAUUGUUGAAACCUACAAUCACAUUACUUGUUCAAUUAUACAACAACGACGAUGCUGAUUCACAGUUUUUAAAGAAUUUAAAAAUAACUCCAGAAUUGAUUAAUGUUUUAAAAGAACUUCAAAAUUCAAAUUUCCAAUUGAAUAAUUUCGUUUGUAAGUUGUACAAAGAAAAUUCCAAUCCUGAGUUGAUACAAUUCGUGGAUUUGAACAACGAGUCAACAUACAAAAGCAUAGCUGAUUCUACGAUACAACACAUUAUUAGCACAGCAGAUGAUUCUUUUGCAGACGUAGUGAAGAAUUUAUCAAAAAACAAUUUAUUUCCUGACAUCUUGAAAAAACACAGUUUGAGUAUAAAUGAAUUGGAAUUAAAAGUUCAAACUACAUUGACGAACAUAGACCAACAAGCGGAUGAAUUGCUAGAACCAGAGGAAGAAACUGAAAAUAAAGAGAUUGGCUCAUUUGAUUUUCCACAAACCACAACUUCAAACUAUUUAUCAAACGAAAGCGAUUUUAAUGAUAUAUCAACACUAUUGGUGAAAUUUUCCAAUUUGUCCAAAGGAACUGUUUCUUCUUUGUCAUUUUUUUCGCACAAAGUAUUCGGGCUGUUAGAAACGGCCACGUCAUUUUUUCUACGUGUUGCAUACACUCCUUCCAUACCACUCAUUGUUAGAAUAAACUCAAUCAAGCUUAUAAAUUCAAAAAUUAAAGAAAGUUCUGAUGGAAAGACGGAUUACUAUCUAUUACUCCCUUUGUUAUUAUUAGGAUUGAAUGAAAAACAAAAAAGUUUACGUCAAGCAACAUCACAAUUAAUAAAAACUAUUGAGAAUAUUACCAUAUCAAAUCAUACGGAUAAAAAGAAAAAAACCGAAUUUUUCAUGGAAAAUGAAAUUUAUGGAUCAGGAGAAAAAAAAUUGAUUUCUCCGCAAGAUGCAAAAACUUUAUUGGAAACGAUCAAAUUAGAUGAUGUUAUUUUUGAUCAUAAUCAAUUCAAGAAUUUAUUAACAAACAUUUUUCAAAUCAAAAUUGGUAGAAAAAAUUUGGGAUCGGUGUACAAAACCUUUAUUCUUUCACAAUUGACACUUCCUUUACCAUUAGUUUUCAAAAUUCAUGCAUGGUCUUUAACAGAAGAAAGAACUAGUUUUUGGAAUGAUGUAAAUGCAUAUUUUACUACGAGACCAAAUUGGGAAGCACAAGCUAUAGCUGCAGGUAUUUUAAUUUCUUCCGUCGAUAACGCCAUAAUUAAUCUAGUUGGUGGUGAGACCAAUACUGAGCAAGCCGACAAAGAUGCCGAAUGGAUUGCUAAAGGAUUAGAAUCUCAAAUUGCUGCUAAAGUCGAUCAAAGAAUUUUAGAAAUUUUUCAUUAUUUUAAAACUUUGGAAACACAACUAUUAAUAGUCAACAAGCUUAUUGAACUUUUGAUAAAUGAUGAAUAUGUAAGUUUCGAUCCAAUGGCCACUUUGCAACUGUUACCACUAAGUUUUGAUUUAUUUUUACAAGCUUUAAAUAAUGUUCAAAUUGGAGAUAUGCCAGAGCAAGGAUUAGUUAAAAGAAGGAGAAGAUCUUCGAAUUCAACAAGACAAGCUAUGGCGAAAGAGGAUAUGAAUUCUCUUGCAUCAUCACAUAUUAGAAAAUUAGCUAUAUUACUAGAGAUUUUAGAAAAGAAUUUGAGAUCCAAUCCAGAACUUGCUCAACCUAAAUUACUUAAAGUAUUGUUCAAAAUAUUGACAGAUUUGUACUAUUUAGGCAAUGACGGAAAUUUACCUAUUCUAUAUAAUCAAGAACUUCUAGCUACUUGUAUGUUAUUAACCAUUGGACAAUUGAAAAACAAUCAUCAUAAAUUUGAUUCAAACUCAAUUAGGGCAGAUUUGAUAGUAAAUUCUAUAAGAAAUAGUUCAUCACCACAAAUUCAAAACAAGCUUUUAUUGGUUGUAUCUGAAUUAGCUGCAUUAUCCCCAGAAAUUAUAUUACAUUCAGUGAUGCCGAUUUUCACUUUCAUGGGUGCUCAUACUAUCAGACAAGAUGAUGAGUUUUCAAAUAAAGCAUUACAACAAACUAUUGCUAAAGUUAUUCCAGCUUUGGCUAAAAACUCCGAAUCAAUUACAACAGAAGUUGAAUUUUUAUUAGCAAGUUUUACUGCAGCUUUUCAACAUAUUCCAAAACACCGUAGAGUUAAAAUUUUUGUUGCUUUAACUGAAACAUUGGGUCCUGCAAAUUCUAUGCACAUUAUUUUGUUUUUAUUAGCAUUAAAGAAAUCAGAAGCUGUGUUAGAUUUUGUUGAACUUUAUUUGAGGUCAUUUUCUGCCGAGGAUCAAUUGAUUGGAAUUGCAAAUUUUACUAAAUUGAUUAAGGAAUUACCAACUCAAUUAGAAUUGAACUCAGCUGAGUAUGAAACAUUAAAAGCUAGACCAGUCUUUGGAAAUUCAAUUGUUACACUUACCAAUGAGCAACUUUUAGAUUCAAGGUUUUCAAUUUUAGAAUUUUUAAAUACGACUUUACGUUUGGAUUCAACAAUGGAUGCCUCAUCAUUAAAAAGUAAGGUUGCUAUUGCAUUAGAAGAAAAGAAACCAAUUAUGGGAGAAUUAAGAGAAUUGACUACUUUUGCAUUGAGUGAACUUGAAGUAUUUGCAGCUAAUCUUAAAAUUUCAAACGAAUUGUAUAAAUUAUUAAGUAAUUUGCUUGAUUUGUUGCCAUUACCAGAUUUUGUUGAUUCGGUCAUUGAAUUUUUAGAUGUUGAUAUAUUAAGUGAUAAUACUUCGAUUAAUGUUGCUAAGAAUUAUGCUAUACUAGCUGCUAGAAAGUUUGAAACCUUAUCGAAAAGUUUGAUCCUGAAGGAGACAGUGAACAAAUUAUUAGAUGUCUUAUUAAAAGGUAUCAAAAAGAAUCUAGAUCCUGAAUUACAACAAUCAUAUUUAGAUACAUUUGCAAUAGUGGCACAUAAAUUCGGAGAAGUGGACAUGAGUUCAUUGAACAUUUUAACCACAGAUUGUGGUUUGUUAAAUGAUAAAGAAGAGGUUGUUAUUUCUGCUAUUAGUGCAAUUAUUAGUAUUGUUAACAUAUAUGGAGUUAAAACUCUUGGGUUGUUUCCCAAAAUUAUUCCACCAGCAUUGAAAAUUUGGGAAAAGUCUGACAGUUUAACACAAGAAUCAAUUCUACUUUUAUUGUCAUGUUACAUAAAGAAAAUACCCGCUUUUAUGGUUACUACAUUAGACUCCAUUUUGGUUACUAUUUUAAAUAGUGAAACCGAUAUGAAAGCACCUGUGUUACAAUUAAUCAUUGAUCAUAUGGAUACAGGAAUGGUUUUGAAAUCACUUUGUAACGUCUGGACAAAAAUAUAUACUAAUGCUGCAAAUAUUGGACAUUAUUUGAACACAAUGCAAAAGGCUAUAGAUAAAUUAGAUAAAAAAACUGCUACUCAACAAGGCUCUAUGUUUAUGAAAUGGUUAAUUAAUGCUUUUGAAUUUAGACAAAUAUCUGAAUUUGAUCAAAAUGCAAUUGGUAGGAUUGAAAGUUCAGUUCAUUCAUGUGCUAUAUCAUACGUUAUGAAAUUGAAUGAUAAAAGUUUCCGUCCUUUGUUUGCUAACUUGGUUCGUUGGGCAACAGAUGGGGAAGGAAGUUCAGUGAAAAUUGAUUUAACAUCUAGAUUAUUAUCUUUUUACAAGUUUUUCAACAAAUUACAAGAACAAUUAAAAAGUAUUGUUACAUCUUAUUAUUCUUAUGUAAUGGAUGCUACUACUACUUCACUUAAAGAAAAUGCAUAUGGAGAUGUUAGUCUUCGAAGAUUAAUUUUAAUUUCACUUUCAUCUUCAUUUAAUUAUGAUCAAGACGAAUAUUGGUCUCAACAAGGUAGAUUCGAUAGUAUUUGUCAACCAUUAAUAUCACAAUUAAAAACCAUUGAAGAUUCAAUUGGUAAAUAUUUAGUUAAAGCAAUUGCAGCGUUGGUGUCAGACGUUACAUCAAAUGAAUACAACGAAAUAGUAUUAAAAGAAUUACUUCAAUAUGUUUCGUAUGACAAUGAGAAUUCAUCAAAAACUAAAAUUUGGACUAUAAAAUCAUUAAAAUUAAUUUUUCAAAAAAUGGGAGAACAAUGGUUACCAUAUUUGCCAACACUAGUACCACAUAUUGCUGAAUUAUUAGAAGACGAUGAUGAAGCUGUUGAAUUAGAAGUCAGAGAAGGUUUAGUUCGUGGUAUCGAAAAAGUUUUAGGAGAACCUUUAGAUAGGUACUUAAAUUAG
This is a messenger RNA of Lodderomyces pseudojiufengensis, 5109 nucleotides long. Its product is annotated as snoRNA-binding rRNA-processing protein. The transcript has a single exon. Lineage: Eukaryota; Fungi; Ascomycota; Pichiomycetes; Serinales; Debaryomycetaceae. The coding region runs from base 1 to 5109 and encodes 1702 amino acids. The record is from RefSeq and is a predicted model, not a curated record. Gene Ontology annotation, molecular function: snoRNA binding. Gene Ontology annotation, cellular component: t-UTP complex; 90S preribosome; small-subunit processome. Gene Ontology annotation, biological process: maturation of SSU-rRNA from tricistronic rRNA transcript (SSU-rRNA, 5.8S rRNA, LSU-rRNA); positive regulation of transcription by RNA polymerase I.